GGGAGAUGCGAGCAGGCCGCGGGAGGCGCCGGCUGCCGCACAUCACGUCGGAGAUUCGUGACUACUGCAAUGUCUCCAGACGCAAUCAUUGACAGUGAAAAAGUCGCUAUUUACAACGGACCCAUUGCAACGCAGGUGGAGGCGCCGCGCGGCGCGCCCACGGUGCUGGUGGUGGCGCAGCAGGGCCAGCCGACGUCUGGCUCCGGCUGCUGCACGUGGCCCGCGCCGCUCGCCGCCUGCUCGGCCGCCACCGCCCUCGUCGUCAUCGUCGCCGUAGUCGCCGCCGCCGCCAUCUUUACCUGCACCUCGGACUACCACCACCCUGGGCAAAGAUCCUUACGAGUGCUAACAUCACCAAGACGAACACUACUGACGAUUUACAAUAUUACAGACAAUGGAACCCAGUUUCCCUGGAUGGCGAACUGCGAGCUGCCGCCCAACUCGAACCUGUCGCUCGCGUUGUGGAGUGAGAACACCUACCUGAAGAACGUCGACCGUGUCGUCUACCUGGUGCUCUUCGGGCUGGUUGGUGGAGCCGCCAUCGCACUGAACGUAGCAGAACUGUACGUCGUCUUCACCAGGAAGUACCGGCUGAUGUUACGCUGCUGUCUGGGCUCGCUGGCUGCAAGCGAUCUCCUGUUAUCAGUUUUCGCUGUCAUAAGCAACACUUCCAACCUCAGUCAUCCCAUACUUAGAUGGAACCUGGGCGCCGCGAUGUGCGGCUCGGUGCCGCUGAUGGAGUUCGCGGGCGCGCUGGCGAACGCGCUGACGCUGGGGCUGGUGGCGCUGGACCGCUACCGCAGCCUGCUGCUGGCCGCCGGGCCGGGCCGCUGGGAGCCCGCCGCGCCCGCCUGCUCCACCUGCCUCGCCAUCAUCUGGGUCGUCGCCUUCGGCGUGGCGAGCCCUUCGGUGUCGCUGUACGAGGUGACGCUGACGCUGGUGCUGGUGAUGGAGGGGGGCCGGCCGGCGGACUGCCGGCUGCUCGACCGCUGCUACGAGAGCACCGAAGCCAGCGGCAAGACCUACAUGCGCGUCCUCUUCGGCUUCAUCUUCAUCCCGCUGCUGCUCGCCUUCCUCGUCCUGCACGCCGUCGUCGCCAGCUUCGUCUGGAGGAAGAGGAAGCCUUUCGCUUCUGCCCCCGCCUGUGGCGCACAGAAUGCGCGCUGCGGCAAGGACCGCGGAGACGGCACCACGUCCAACAGCAGCGGCGACGCGAACCGCUCCAACAACGCCACCAGCAGCUCGGACACGCUGAGCGGGCGCGCCCGCACGGCCGCCGGCGCCGCUUCCACCGCCACCGCCACCGCCACCGCCACCGGCGUGGCCUCGCCGUCGGGGCCCUUCCAGCGCGCGCCCACCGCCAAGAAGACGUCCCCGCACACGGUGCGCAACAUCCGCUCCUUCCGGCGCAUCAUCGUCAUGAUGGUGCUCUUCUUCGUGUGCCGCCUGCCCAACUGGCUGUUCAACAUCGUGCACGACGCGGCCGGCACCGGCGACAAGUACGCGUGGUGGCUGGCGCGCUACGGCGUCAACCUGCUGGCGCUGUUCAACAGCGUCGUCAACCCGCUGCUGUACUGCUUCUUCAACGAGACGCUGUCGGCGGUGGCGCGCGUGCGCAGCUGGCUGACGCGGCCGUGCCGGGCCGGCGCGGACCCUCAGUGUCAGCAGCAGCCCAGCAGGCCCAGGGAGCCGCCCAGACCGCCGUCCAUCGUGCCUCGCGGGCCCUACUACGACGCCGAGCACAGGACCGCCAACUGGAAGCCCUAA
This is a messenger RNA of Schistocerca nitens (vagrant locust), 1767 nucleotides long. Its product is annotated as gastrin/cholecystokinin type B receptor-like. Gene Ontology annotation, biological process: neuropeptide signaling pathway. The transcript is spliced from 9 exons. Lineage: Eukaryota; Metazoa; Arthropoda; Insecta; Orthoptera; Acrididae. Gene Ontology annotation, cellular component: membrane. The coding region runs from base 70 to 1767 and encodes 565 amino acids. Gene Ontology annotation, molecular function: neuropeptide receptor activity. The record is from RefSeq and is a predicted model, not a curated record.